AUGGCAGAGGGUAAGCCUUCGGAUUCAAAUAUGGAUGAGUCAUCAUCACAAGUUGUUGAUAGUGAGGAAGUUCUUGAUAGUGGUGACGUUCAAAAGCGAAAAAGAACAUUAACUGAUAAAGGUCAAAGUUUAUAUGAAUCACACAGACAGGAUUUUAAUGAUAAACUUGACUCAGCUUGGCAUGUUGUUGCUGUGCAAAUAGACAACAUCAGGAAGGGUGAAUUGGAUCUACAGACAUUAAGAAAAUAUGAGAAAGACUUGAGAAGCAAUUUUGACAAACAAAGAGACAUUUUCAUUGAUUUUGUUGCUUUCCUAAACAGAACUGGUACGGAAGAAAGUACACAUGACUUUGACAUGCUAAAGGAUAAAUUCAGUAGUUUUGCAAUGCAAAUGGACAGUGCUGUUCGUGACAUUGAUACACAAAUUGACAAUGCAGUAAAGGAAAGGUCUGUGCCUUCACAUGCAUCUGGUUCACAAAAUUCACAAGCCAGUUCUUACAUGGCAAGGAAGUUGGCCAAAGCGGAAGCAACAAAGGCUGCUAUAGAUUAUGCAGCAAAAGAAGCCAGUCUACUAAGACAAAGUGCUAUUAUUGAUGAAGAAAAUCAAGUCGCCGCAGCCCGAGCAAAACGAAGAUUGGCUGAACUUGAAGCAGACCGCCAUUUCCUACAACAACAGAAAGCUGCAGCUGAAGCAGAAGCUGAAGUAAAAGCCCUGCAGGCGGUUGGACAACAAAUUUCUCUUCCAGAGGAAGAUCCAAGAAAGCGGACACAGGCUUAUGUCAAAAAUUUAAGUCAGACAGAGUACAAUUACCCUAAACAGCAAUACAAUCAUCAGACUGCAGAACAGAUGAGUGAUCGCGAUGAAAACACAGGUGUGAAAUCUUAUCAACUUAACCCAAACGCUGAAGUUUACACACCCACACAUCAAGCAAUGGACAUUUCACGUUUCCUGUUGAGGAAAGAUCUACUGUUCUCACGGCUCUACAGCUUUAACGACCAGCCAGAGGCAUACCGCACGUGGAAGGCAGGAUUCCUAAGCGUAAUGGAGGACAUGAGUGUUUCGCCAAGUGAGGAGCUCGACCUGAUGGUGAAGUGGUUAGGUCCAGAAUCAGGAAAACAUUCAUUAAGUAUUAAGACUGCGAAUGCUCACAACCCUCAGGUAGCUGUCGAACUGCUAUGGCAGCGACUGGAUGAGCGAUAUGGUGCUCCUGAAAUGGUUGAAGCAUCUCUGAAAGCUCGGCUAGCACGCUUUCCUAAGUUGACUAUUAGAGACAAUAAGAAACUUUAUGAACUGUCAGACUUAGUAAAUGAGAUAGAGUCGGUGAAAAGUUGUGAGAGAUACAGCAUUUUGCUUGCAUAUUUUGAUUCAUCAGUAGGAGUUAUCCCUAUUGUUCAAAAACUGCCUCAUUCAUUGCAAGAAAAGUGGACAAGCCACGCCACUAAUUAUAAAGAUAAGCAUAAUGUCUCAUUCCCUCCAUUCUCUGUGUUUGUAGAGUUCUUGCGAAGAACAAGCAAAAUGAGAAAUGACCCUAGCUUUGCAUAUGAAACUGGCUCAAGUGUACCGCACACACAAGACAAAUCUCUAUCUACAUUCAAACAGGCGCGCCCCUCUGUCAAUUCGAGGAAGACUGAUGUGGCAGAGAGCAAAUCUGCAGACAGCCAAACUUUGUGUCCGCUACACAAAACAAAACAUUCUCUGAAUCAGUGCAAGGCUUUCAGAAUGAAGGAGUAUGAGGAAAGGAAAGAGUUUUGGAGAAGAAAUCGCAUUUGCUACAAAUGCUGUGCAUCUACUGAGCACAUAGCAAAAAUGUGCAACCAAGCAGAGAAGUGUGGAGAGUGCAAUAGUCGUACACAUGCUACAGCGCUUCAUGUUGUCAACUACCCAAAAGGUAAUCGUAGUCCCACAUCGCCAAGAGAUAAUGGCGGGGAGCAUGAACAGACUUUCAGGAAAAGUACACAAAAUGACUCCAUUUCUAUAAAGUGCACUCAGAUAUGUAGGAACGGGUUCAGUGGAAAGUCUUGUGCCAAGACGGUUCUUGUAAAUGUACACCCCAAAGGGCAACCAGACUUUACAGUGAAGAUGUAUGCUUUGCUCGAUGACCAGAGUAACUCAACUUUGGCACGAACAGAGUUCUUUGACGCAUUCAAUGUGAAAUGUGAUGAAAUACCAUAUACACUUUCUUCAUGCUCAGGUGUGAUGGAGACUUCUGGAAGGAAAGCAUCAGGUUUUAUUGUUGAGCCUCUUGAUUGUAGUAGCAGUCUUGAACUUCCAGCAAUUAUCGAAUGCAAUUCUAAACCCAAUCAGAGGGAUGAAAUACCCACUCCUGAAGUCGCGAGCCACUACUCGCAUCUCAACGAUAUUGCAAGUUUCAUUCCUCCAAUAGACAAUUCAUGUGAUAUUCUUUUGCUCAUCGGACGGGACAUGAUCCAAGCGCACCAUGUUUAUGACCACCGCAUCGGGCCAGGUAAUACACCAUAUGCACAAAAAUUACCUUUGGGUUGGGUAAUUAUUGGUGAGAGUUGUAUCGGCAAGGUACACAAACCAGACUUUGUGAAUGUCAGUAAGACAAAUCUUCUACCAAGCGGAAGACCUACAGUCUUCAAACCAUGUCCAAACUUAUUCAGUGUGAAAGAACUGUGUGCACCAUGUUGUAUGCAGCAAUGUGAAAACUCUAUUGGAGACACAGUGUUUCAUCUAGGCAAAGAUGAUGACAAACCCGGAUUGUCUAUUGAAGAUCAGCAAUUUCUUCAAAUAAUGGACAAAGAAAUGUACAAAGGGAGUGAAGGUAACUGGAUUGCACCAGUUCCAUUCAAGUCGACCAGACCCCUUCUCCCAAAUAACAGAUGUCAAGCGAUGAAACGAGCAAGGACACUAGAUAGAAGUAUGAAACAGGACUCUGUUAAGAGACAGCAUGUUAUGGACUUCAUGGCUAAGAUUUUUGACAACAACCAUGCGGAAAAAGCCCCACCCUUGAAAGAAAAUGAAGAAUGCUGGUAUUUGCCAUUGUUUGGUGUUUACCACCCCAGAAAACCUAAUCAGAUCCGUAUGGUAUUCGACUCUUCUGCUCCAUACAAAGGUGUAUCAUUGAACAAUGUUUUGUUACAAGGGCCUGACAUGAUAAACAGUCUUCUCGAAAUUCUUCUCAGGUUUCGAAAACAUCAGGUGGGAGUAAUGGGAGACAUACAGCAGAUGUUCUAUUGCUUCCAAGUCAGAGAGGAUCACAGAAAUUAUCUACGAUUUUUUUGGUAUGAAGAUAACAACCCAAACAAGGAGCUGACUGAGUACCGAAUGAGGGUACAUGUCUUCGGUAACAGCCCAUCUCCAGCCAUAGCAGCCUAUGGUCUACACAAAACUGCAGAAGAAGCCAGAGACAUGUUUGGGGAAGAUGUGGUGAACUAUGUCAAAAGUGACUUUUAUGUUGAUAAUGGACUUCUGUCAAAACCCACUGCAAGUGAAGUAGUCGAUCUCGUGAAGAGAACGCAGCAAGAUUUGAAAAACUUCGGUAACAUUCGACUGCACAAGAUCAUUUCAAAUAAUCAUGAAGUGAUGAAAUCCUUCCCCAAUGAUGACUUGGCCAAGGAUUUGAAAGACUUAAACUUUGACGGCGACAAACUUCCGCUACAGAGGAGCCUCGGAAUGUUGUGGGAUGUCAAGACCGACACGUUCACAUUCAGAUGGUCAGGUGAGAAGAAGCCGUACACAAAGCGGGGUGUCCUCUCAACCAUCAAUAGUGUGUAUGAUCCCAUGGGAUUUGUUGCACCAGUUAUCAUUCAAGGAAAGGUGCUCCUCAGGGAGUUGAUAAAUCAGGAAGUUGAUUGGGAUGAUCCCCUACCAAGUGAAUAUCAGGAGGAAUGGGAAAGCUGGAGAGACUCUUUAAGUGCACUGGAACAGCUGAACAUUCCUAGAGCAUUUUUACAACAAACCUUUGAAGAAAUUGAGAAACAAGUACAAGUGUACGCAGAUGCCUCAGGAAAAGCAAUUUCAGCUGUGGCAUAUCUUGUUGGACAAAAUGAAAAAGGAUCAGAAAUGGGUUUUCUCCUUGGAAAAUCAAAAGUUGCUCCAGCGCAUGGACAUACAAUUCCUCGUCUUGAGUUAUGUGCAUCUGUAUUGGCAGUAGAAAUUGGGAGCAUAGUAUGUGAGAGUCUAGAAGCGCCAUGUUCAUCUGUUCAAUACUUCACGGACAGUCGCAUUGUACUUGGGUACAUUUCUAAUGAAAUUAGAAGAUUUCAAGUGUACAUAGCCAACAGAGUAGCAACUAUCAGAAAGUUUUCUUCUCCACAGCAGUGGAACUAUGUUGAGACAGGUACAAACCCAGCAGACUGUGGAACAAGAUUUAUGCCGGCAAGCAUAAUAGGAGAUAGCAAAUGGCUAAAUGGCCCAUCUCAACUCCCUAGGAAAUCAGACACCACAGAGACAGUGAUGAGCCCUGACAUGGAUCAAGACUAUGAAUUACAAAGUGAAGUAAGGUCAUGUGUCAGAAAGGUUGACAAGUCACAACCACAAUUUCACAUUCAGCGUUUUGAGAGAUUUUCGGAUUGGAAGAAACUUGUACGUGCUAUAGUGAGACUCCAGAGUAUCGCACGCGAUAGACAUCACAUCUCUCCAAGUGCCUUUUCAAGUGCAGAUGCUUACAUCACAGCUGAAAACUUCAUCAUUCGUCAAGUUCAGUGUGAAAACUAUGCUGAAGACAUACAGCGCAUCCGCUCUAAAAUGUCCUUAUUGAAGGACAGCCCACUCUAUUCAGUGAAUCCACUCAUUGACGAAGACGGAAUGCUCAGGAUAGGUGGCCGUCUCAACAAAGCAGAAUUAGAAGUUGGCUUAAAAAAUCCACUGAUCAUACCUGGUCGUCAUCACAUAGCGCUACUCCUAGUUCUCAUGUACCAUGAGCAAGUGAAUCAUCAAGGACGUCACUUCACGGAGGGAGCCGUUAGAGCUGCGGGCCUGUGGAUCACCAGCGGCAAGCGCCUAAUAAACUCUGUGAUUUUCAAGUGUGUGAAGUGUCGCAAACUGCGAGGCCGAGGCGCUGAACAGAAGAUGGCAGAUUUGCCAAAGGAUCGCCUAACUCCAUGUCCUCCAUUUACUUAUGUAGGCGUGGACACAUUCGGCCCAUGGUCCGGCACCACACGACGCACCAGGGGAGGACAGGCAAAUAGCAAGCGUUGGGCUUUGUUGUUCACUUGCCUUGUCAUCAGAGCCGUCCACAUAGAGGUGAUAGAUGAGCUGAGUACCUCGGCUUUUAUCAACGCGCUGAGGCGCUUCAUAUCCAUCAGAGGUAAAGUGAAGGAAUUCCGUUCGGACAGGGGCACAAAUUUCACUGGAGCUUGCAGUGUUCUCAAUGUGAAUGUCAUAAAUGUAGAGGAUGAGCCAAUUAAAAGGUUCCUGUCCGAUAACAAGGCUAGUUGGAUCUUCAAUCCACCUCAGGCAUCCCAUAUGGGAGGUGUAUGGGAGAGGAUGAUUGGAGUAGUGAGAAGAAUCCUAGACUCUAUGCUAGCAAAUGUGUCUCAUAGAAAUCUCACUCAUGAUGUGUUGACAACACUAAUGGCAGAAAUCUGUGCAAUUGUUAAUGCAAGACCAAUAGUACCAGUUUCCUCGGACCCUGAAGUUCCAGGUAUAUUAAGUCCCUCUUCUUUGUUGACGCUCAAGUCAGAUCAUGCGGAGAAUCUUGUGACAAACUGUAACAUGACAGAUUUGUAUCAGUCUCAGUGGAGGCUAGUGCAAGCACUCGCUGAACAAUUUUGGUCAAGGUGGAAAACUGACUAUCUUCAUACCCUACAGGCUAGACGUAAGUGGUUUGACAGUAAACCUAACAUUGAGCAAGGCGAUGUUGUUCUUCUGAGAGAAAAGGACACUGUUCGCAAUGAAUGGCCUAUUGGACUGGUCGAAAAUGCCAUUCAGAGUGAGGAUGGCAAAAUACGAAAAGCUGUUAUUCGUGGUAUCCGCGAGAACUCUGUGUUGAAACUAACUCGCCCAAUCACAGAACUUGUGUUGCUGAUGAAAGUAUCAGCAAAUGACUUAUAA
Molecule: messenger RNA, 6018 nt
Organism: Haliotis rubra (blacklip abalone)
Lineage: Eukaryota; Metazoa; Mollusca; Gastropoda; Lepetellida; Haliotidae
Exons: 1
Coding region: 1-6018 (2005 amino acids)
Biological process (GO): DNA integration
Molecular function (GO): nucleic acid binding
Source: RefSeq, a predicted model, not a curated record